CCACCGGGAGCUUCCUACCUUUCAGGUACUACGCUGCUGCAAGUUCCUAAUAUCGCAUAUUAAACCUAUCUUCUUUCGAUUCUGAUAGUCCCUUACCGUCCGGCGAUAUGGCCCGUAUGGUAGGAGGCACGAAGGUUGCAUCGAGUUUGCUGGACACCACUCGGCGCCUCGCCUCUUCAAACUUCACUUUUUCUGUCACCAGAAAACCUUCUUCAGCGGUAAUUUGCUUGAUGAACCGUGGCAAAUUCUUAAAACGGCUAAUUUCACGCUUCAAUUAGUCUUUUUGCACUAGAAUCCUUCUCAUGGAAGUCACCGCCAAACCCACUAUCGGAACAUAUUGACUCCCUCGCGACAAAGCUUGCAUGCGUUGUUUAUUUAAAUCGAGCUCUUUUUUAUCGAGUAUAAAAACCAAGUCUCGGAAAUGCUUUCCUUUUUAUUCCGAGACUGCGCACUGGAGACAGUGAGCAUCGUGACGCGGUGUUAGAGGUGGAGCGUUCUCGUUGUAGGAUACCUCGGCCAAUCGCUGCACUGUUAAGGGUGAUUGAGGCAUCUAGUAUUGCCCAGGCUAAUGCUUCAGCAUGUCUAGAGAGCUGCGAAGACAGUUACGGUUGCAAACGGAAUUUCCACAUUAGGACUGACCUUGGUGGGAAGGGUUGCAUCGGGCCCUUGCUAUCGACUGGGCACUAGUGGCCACUUUUCCGUUGGACGCUUGGUGGUGGCCGACAUGCUAUCCGGCAGCUAGAUUCCAGCCGAAGAGAACGUGCGUUACCCAAACGUUACAGUAUUUACAGCAUUUAUGGUAGCUGAAACGCCUCCAAGCCUGAUGUGAUGCCGGUGGCUGGUCUUGGUCAUGGUACUGGUCGUGGACGCAUGCUGACCAAGGGCGUGCUCUCUCUCCGGGCUUAGAAAGAUGUUGUUAUACUCUGCGCAUAGGGCCGUUAAUGAUGAGGCUAAUGGGAAAGAGAAAGCUGUUUCGGAUCAUCGACGAUCGAUAAGCGGAAACUGGCAGAUCCCCUUUAACGCUUUGCGCUGGGAAAACGGACCGAAGUGUCAUCGGCUGAACCUAGCAUACUACCCCAUGCCGCACUGUAGCAAGAGCACUACCUAUCAGUUCGCACUAUCCAUGACGACGCACGAGGAGGUCACAUUGGAAUGUUUAGUAUGGGCUGUGAGCGAAUUGAUUAUGCAACAGAAAUGAGAACACAUUGUACCCGUGUGCAAGGCAUGCUCGGGAAUAAAUACGGCGGCGGUACUCGUCCGUGUUUUACAGAAAUUUUUGAACAGGACUGAGGUAUCAAACCAACCAGCUCAACUUGUUCCCAACUAAUAAGCCAGUAUUCCGAAAAUCUACCCAAUAUGCGUCUGUCUCUGCUCCUUUCUAUCUUGCCACUCGUAGCAGCUGGCCCUGCUGUUAUGAAGCGCGAUGAGCCAGCGCCGCUAUUGACUCCCCGCGGUGAAGAUGACUUGAUUGCUGACAGUUACAUUGUCAAGUUCAAGGAGGGCAGUCCUAUGGCUAAAGCCGAUGGACUCUUUGGCAUUCUAAACUCUCAGGCCAAGAAGAACAUGUUCAAGGGCGCUUUCCGGGGCUUCGCUGGCAAGGUGAACAGACUUAACCUUGAAGCCAUUCAGAAUCACCCAGAUGUUGAAUACAUUGAACAAGACGGCAAGUAUUAUCUUGACGGUGUCCUUUCCCAGGCUCGCGCCCCAUGGGGUCUGGGUCGCAUUGCCCACAGAGAGAAGGGCAAGAACGAGUACCUCUUCGACGAGCGCGCCGGUGAAGGCACCUGCUCUUACAUUAUUGAUUCUGGUAUUGAUGCUGAUCAUCCGGAGUUUGAGGGCCGAGCUAAGUUUGUUGCCAAAUUCGGUUCUGGUCCGAACGCCGACGACUGUGCUCACGGAACUCAUGUUGCUGGCACUAUUGGCAGUAGAACGUAUGGUGUCGCUAAGAAGACAAAGAUCUUCGCCAUAAAGGCAUUAGCAAUGGAAGGCAUCUAUUGCACAACAUCUAUGGGUUCUCUUGUUCAGGCUAUGAACUUUGUGUCAUCUGACUCUAAGAAGCAGGAUUGCCCCAACGGUGUGAUUCUAAACAUGAGUCUUGGUGGCUUCAAGUCGCGCGCCAUCAAUGAUGCCGCCAGGUCACUUUCCAGAGAGGGCAUCUUUGUUGUUGCUGCUUCUGGCAAUAAGAACCAGCCUGCUAUCAACUACUCUCCUGCUUCGGAACCCGAGGUCUGCACUGUCGGAGCCACUGACAUCAAUGAUCGCCGCUACGUGGACUCCAACUACGGUCCUUUGGUCGACAUCAACGCUCCCGGUGUUGAUAUUAUCUCCACCGUUCCCGGCGGCCGAGUUGCUGCCAUGACUGGCACUUCUAUGGCUUCUCCUCACGUUGCUGGUCUUGCAGCUUACCUUGCCUCAGUCACUGGUAAGCGAGCGGGCCCCGAGUCCUGCGACAUUAUUCGCGGCAUGGCUACCAAGGGUGCCAUUACGAACCAGGUUGCCGAUACUGUCAACCUCUUGGCUUUCAACGGCAUCUAAGUGUGGUUGCUCUGUUUUGACGUGUCUACGUAUAUACGACUUACAUAGGAUUCCCCGCUACCGCCUGGGCUGAUUUUCCUUUUGUUCAACUCUUUCACCCCUUAAUUAUCAACUGAAUAUAUA
[Torrubiella] hemipterigena is the source of this 2658-nucleotide messenger RNA. The record is from the annotation of a GenBank genome assembly. NCBI's taxonomy places the organism in Eukaryota, Fungi, Ascomycota, Sordariomycetes, Hypocreales, Clavicipitaceae.